AUGCCAGCGCCUGCAGGUGAUCCGUGCGAGAUGGCAGCGGCCGUCGAGGACAAGGCACAGGGUCGGCGCCGACCCAACUUGACGGACGAAGAGCGACUGGUCCUAGCCAACUACCUGCUCCAGCAUCGACAGGGCGAGUCGCGUCUGCCGCGAGCAGUCAUUGCCACUGCUGCCGACAAGUUCCAAGUCCAUCGGAACACCGUGUCCCGUAUUUGGAGCCUCAUGAAGCUCGCGCUCGACAGUGGCUCGUCUAUUGACGUUGUGAUGAGGCAAGUGCUGUCGAGGAAACGAGGCAAUUGUGGACGCAAGAGGAAAGACUACUCGACGGCGCUGGAACAAGUCAAGCAGCUGCCCCUGAACCAGCGCGGCUCGUUGCGAGCUCUUUCGUCGGCGGUGGGCGUUCCCCGCACCACAUUGUUUCGUCUGCUACGCAAUUACGAGACUGAUGACAUCUGCAAAAGCGAUAAUGAGGAAGCGAGAUCGGAAGUGAAGCCGACGACCGCUAACACGAUCAAACCAGCACUGUCGGAGAAGAACAAGAGAGAGCGACUGCGCUUUUGUUACCGAAAGAUGCAGCCCAACGGCGUGUUUGACAACAUGUUCAACGUCGUGCAUAUCAACACCAAGUGGUGUUUGCUACCGGGUGCUCGUGAUGCUGAGACAAUGACGAACAAGAAGAAGAGGAAAGUCAUGUUCCUGAUCGCUGUCGCUCGACCGCAAUGGGAUACCGGUCGGCAGAAACAGUUUGACGGCAAGCUUGGUGUGUGGCCAUGUAUAGCGACUGGGGAACUUACGCUCACUGGAACGGAUGUUGAAGUCAGUGCGCCGAGUGUUGUGGAUUCAGCAAAAACCGGACGUGUGCUUCGCGUGCUAGAGACGGUCACAAAGACGGAGAUUCAAGCCAUGAUCACACACCAUGUCAUUCCAGCGAUCAAGCUCAAGAUGCCGAACGCGCUGCGCACCGACCCGGUCUUCAUUCAAAUGGACAAUCAGCAGAUGCGACUGACAGCUGAUGAUCCCGUUGUAGCCGAGCACGGCAGCACUGACGGCUGGGACAUUCGCGUGCAAUACCAACCAGCGCAUAGUCCCGAGCUAGUGGUGCUAAGUCACGCCUUGCUCAAGAGUAUUUAUCCAGCGACUUUUCCAUCGCAACGUGGCUGCACGCCGUUGUCGCCUGUCGAAGCGCUUAUCGCGGGCAUGGAGCGCACGUUUGCUGCCGUGCCCAAGCGACGGAUCAACAACGCGUUUCUGGCGUUACAAAAGACAAUGGAAUGCGUGAUGCUGGCUGGUGGGUCUAAUAACUUUGACUCGCAAGAAGACGCGACCAAGCAGAGCUUGCAAGCCGACGGCAGUCUUCCUGUGAGCGUACUCUGCCAGCGCGACGCAAUCGCAGCGUGUCAGUGCAUUCUGAACAGCUCACAAGAGUGA
Hyaloperonospora brassicae is the source of this 1428-nucleotide messenger RNA. The record is from the annotation of a GenBank genome assembly. NCBI's taxonomy places the organism in Eukaryota, Oomycota, Peronosporomycetes, Peronosporales, Peronosporaceae.